Molecule: messenger RNA, 1023 nt
Organism: Camellia sinensis
Lineage: Eukaryota; Viridiplantae; Streptophyta; Magnoliopsida; Ericales; Theaceae
Product: putative ribonuclease H protein At1g65750
Source: RefSeq, a predicted model, not a curated record
AUGUCUAAAAUCUGGGGUGAUAUUGUCAACAUUGUUGCCUCUAGGCCAGAGCUCCUUCACUUCUUUAGGAGCAAUGCAGUUGUUUCCAUUGGUGAUGGGCAGAUAGCUAGUUUUUGGACUGAUAGCUGGUCAGGAGGGUUUUGCCUCAGAGAUGAGUUUCCAAGACUCUACUCGCUAUCAAAUGGCAAAGAUGGGUCUGUGUCUCUGUACCAUUCCAAUAGAGAUGCUUCUAGGAAUUGGGUUUUUAAUUUUAGGAGACCCCUCUUUGCUUGGGAAGAAGGUGAGCUGAGGAGACUGUCAAUCCACCUCAGCAGCUUCCCUCUGCUCAUAGCCAAUGUUCCGGACUGUUUGAAAUGGAAUGCUACUCCAUCUGGUGUUUUCAGUGUUUCUUCUGCCUAUCACUGGUUUGAACUAGGUUUUGGUUCUUCUUGCAUGGUCUCAAGUUCACUGUGGAAGAAUGCUGCACCACCAAGAGUUCAAUUUUUCGGUUGGUUGGCUUGGAGGGGUAGAAUUAAGACUGCUAGUUUCUUGAGAAGAAUUGGUAUGCUUAAUGGCAAUGUGGACGUUUGUUGUAUUUUUUGUAAAGAGAUGGAGGAAACUUCUAUUCAUGUAUUACUCCAUUGUCCUUUUGUUUGGUGGAUUUGGUCUUACUUUGUUAAUUGGUGGGGGCUGCAAUGGGUUCUACCAGGUUCAGUUCAGGACCUGCUGGAUUGGUGGGCUGGGUGUAGGCAUACUAAGAUGGUAAAGAAGAUUUGGAGUGUAGUCCCUUUGGCUAUUUUAUGGUCAAUCUGGAAACAAAGGAAUGAUUGUGUGUUCAAUGGGGUGCAACGCUCUCUUGAUGCUUUAUGUGAAAACAUUAAGGUUAUAAUUGCAGUGUGGGUCAAGUCAGCUUUUACCUUGGAUUACUUUGUCUAUGACCUGAUCCGCGAUCUCAAUCAGGUGAAAAUCAUGCCUCAGUUUGAAUAUGAUGGUUCUGGAGAGCCUAUUGGUUGUACAUUGGAUGUGAUUAUCAAGACUACAUAA